CGCCCUUUCUCCGUCGCCACCAUAUCGGUAACGCUGAACGAACGAAUGAGCGAAAAAAAAAAACACUCGCGAUCUACGUUCGCGCGACAAUUUUGCAUCACACACGUUCGAUAAUUUGCACCUCGCACUUACGAUCGCGCGCUAACUUUUUCUCUUUACUUUAACGCGAGGAAACAAGUGUGCGUCGGUAGAUCCUCCGAUUUUCGCGCUUCUUUACCUCCAAACAGAAUUCUUCUAGAUCAUCGAAAACCAUCCGCUGAAAAUCAUUCUCGUGAAAAUCGGGCACAUUGUCGUCGUCGUCGUCGUCGUCGUCGUCGUCAUCGUCUCUGCGGUAAACCAGCCGUCUCGCCAUUAUAUCUUGGGGUGUCGUUAUAACGAAGACAGUCUUGUGAUAAGCUUCUAGCGCACGGUGGAACAAGUUGUGUCGUGGAUCAUCAGGUCACUGGCAAUCAAGGAACGCAAUCACUUCAGAAACCCGCUGCUGCGCUGGUCAUCAACGUAUAAACAGUGCAUAGAUUGGAUCCCUGUGGGCCAUUUCUAAGCUCAGCGAGAGAGAACGUUCGGCCGUAAGAUGCAAGAAGGAGAAGAUAGAACGAAAGAAAAACGUUUAAUGUGAUGUACAGUUCGUGAAAAAGCAAGAGAAAGCCGCGGAAAGAAUUGCCGCACAAAUGACGACGUCGUUUUCGCCCGCCGCAAAAACAAUGGCAGACACACGUUUGAAAGAACUCUGACAUCCCUUGAAAAAACUUUCAUCUCAAAGUCCAUGGAGCCUUGGAAGAGAAAAUUGCGGAAAAUAGGGUCUGCGGGAAGUUCUGAGAUAGAGAUAGAAGUGCACGAGAAAAGUAACCGACGUUUAUCGGUCAGGUGUUGACUUCACGUUUGUCGAAAACGAGAAGGAAAAAACCUAAAGCUGCUGAUCCACUCUAACAAGAGCGGAUCAUGAUACAUUAUUUAACCAGAUGAUGAAUAGCGAUUACUGAAGACGGAAAAUACACUAUAGAAGAUCCACGAUGGAAGUCCAUGUCAAUCAAGCCGCGAACGCGAGCGUGGAAACGUCAGCCUUCAUCGUCGACGUUACAGUCAUUUUGAGAGCUACCGUACUUUGUAUCCUGAUCCUCAUGACUAUCAUAGGCAAUCUCUUCGUCAUAGCGGCUAUCGUGAUAGAGCGAAAUUUGCAAUCUGUGGCAAAUUACUUAAUCGUUAGUUUGGCUGUUGCGGAUCUUAUGGUGGCCUGUCUCGUUAUGCCUCUUGGAGCACUUUACGAGAUAAAGUCGGCAUGGUCACUCGGUCCGGAGCUCUGCGACAUGUGGACCAGCAGCGACGUUCUAUGUUGCACAGCCUCGAUAUUGCAUCUGGUGGCUAUCGCGGUCGACAGAUAUUGGGCAGUCACCGAUAUCAAUUAUAUACAGGCGAGGAAUCCGAGAAGAAUCGGUAUCCUGAUCUCUCUUGUGUGGCUGGUGUCCUUAGGAAUCUCAUUAGCGCCUCAGCUCGGAUGGAAGGAUCCUGAUUAUUUGGCUCGCAUAGCCAAAGGGACGUGUCUCGUGUCUCAGGAUUCCGCAUAUCAGAUCUUCGCAACUUGCGCGACGUUCUAUGUUCCUCUCCUGAUUAUCCUAGUACUGUAUUGGAGAAUAUUUCAAGCGGCGCGAAAAAGGAUCAGAAAGAGACCAGGCACCAUUCUUCAGCCGCCACGCGAACGAAGAGGCAUCCUCAGGCUCGUCACAAGAAGGCCACGCGAGGAGUCAACGGCGUUCACCAUCACGAGAUCCACGCCAGAUCACUCGUCCAUUUCGCCGGAAAAGUCGUCUUCGUAUAACGGCGCGAAUGUCACGCCGUCGACAACGGUGACACCGACCGCGGUCUCAACGACGACCACCACGACAACGGUGACAAAUCCGACUAGUUCGAGUCAGCAGCAGCAGGUGGUCAAAUGCACGAAGCGGUCGCGCGAAACGAUCGAGUCGAAGCGCGAACGAAAAGCGGCCAAGACUCUGGCGAUCAUCACCGGUGCUUUCGUCGCUUGCUGGUUGCCGUUCUUCCUGACCGCGCUGCUGCAAGCCACGUGCAACACUUGCAAACCGCCCGAGCUUCUCUCCAGUGUGUUCCUGUGGCUCGGAUAUUUUAAUAGUACUCUCAACCCCGUGAUUUACACUGUGUUCUCGCCGGAAUUCCGGCAGGCAUUCAAAAGGAUGCUGUGCGGUGGUACGCGGAGACUUCGCUGACAGUGGAUUUAAUUUUUUCUUUUUGUUUCGUGCGCGCGCGGAUCAAACACGACGAAGAAAUACGAAACUUUGUACAUACACGUAGAUAGAUACGCGUGCGCAACACGUUUUCAUUAUUACAUCGCCGGUUUUUUUCUCCGGUGUUUCGUAUAAUAUCCGGAUCUUCAGAUCUGCCGGAUAUUGAGAGUGAAUACGUGUAGUCACUAGUGUAUCUCGAUGCGAUAUUGAAAUCGACGGCUAAUAUUUUGUUUAUUUUUUUCUAUUAAUUUUUCUCGUGGACGAGCCUGGAAAAAAUCCUCGGAAUUUAUUUUCAAUUCUUUUAUCUCCUUUUCAACAUUUUAGUUUAUUAUUUUAAUAUGUGUAUACUAUGUAUUUUUUAUAUGUGAACUUUAGUAUGUGUGCAAUUUUUAUAUUUACAAACUAACGUCAAUAUCUACCUGAGUCGAUUCUAUCAGCAUCUAGACAGACAGUAUUCACAACAUUGUUUCUUCCCUUUACAGCUGUUCAAAGUAAUCGUGAGCUACGUGAUGUUAUUAUCAUAAGCGCUCUUAACGAAUACGGCUCAUUUCCGUAAACAUUAGUUAAAGUUAACUGGAACCUUACUCAAGGUUAACGUUAAUUACUGUCAUUACGAUCCUACGUAGAAUAUUUUCGCAAAAAACGCUUCCCUCUCUCAUAAGCAUGUCGAACGAAUCAAACGAACAAACGGCGCAACGUUACUUGCGAUUUUUCUCGUAAAUAAAUUAAAAAUCGAAAAAAGUGCGAGUGACGUUUGCUCCGAUAUGUAAUUGUACAGUAUUACGUAUAAGCGCGCGCGAUAGUGCUUAGCAAUCAUAUUCUCUUCCAAGCAUUACUUGUUAUGAAAUAUAGCUGUGUAUAAAAAGUUUUCAAUCUUGGCUGGUCUCCAAAAUACGUACGUAUAACGAUAUAAGGCUAAGUGUACAUUAUAAACUGAAAAACAAAAAAAUACGCGUGAAACAAAUACACUUACGUUAUUCUAUAUUUCGCGCGCGACAAUAUUCUCGCGCGAUUGUGUAUAAAAUAAAACAAAAAAUAAAACAAAAAAAAACAACAUUCCCACGUUUGAAUAAAAAGAGAACAACAACAGCUCGACUUGUGCUAGAUCUCUAACGCUUUUUAACUUGGUUGAAAGUUAAAAGUACUUGGAGAAUUUUCCAAGUGUAAAAAAAUUCUCGCCGCCUUAUAUAAAAGAUUUGCUUACGCAACUUUUCUCAUACGAAGUUUUCUUUUUAAUACGAAGUACAUAAGUAUAAAAUAUCCAACACACACACAGGCAACAGAAUUGAAUAGAAAGGUCGUUUCUCACUCUAACAUAUUAGAGUCUAAAUAAUAAAAUAACAUUCAAAGGAUAUUUUUGCAACAAAAAUACGCAAUUGUUUGAUG
This is a messenger RNA of Pseudomyrmex gracilis, 3623 nucleotides long. It is a transcript of the gene 5-HT1, whose product is annotated as 5-hydroxytryptamine receptor 2A-like. Gene Ontology annotation, molecular function: G protein-coupled receptor activity. Gene Ontology annotation, biological process: adenylate cyclase-activating adrenergic receptor signaling pathway. The transcript is spliced from 10 exons. The coding region runs from base 1011 to 2219 and encodes 402 amino acids. Gene Ontology annotation, cellular component: membrane. NCBI's taxonomy places the organism in Eukaryota, Metazoa, Arthropoda, Insecta, Hymenoptera, Formicidae. The record is from RefSeq and is a predicted model, not a curated record.